AUGGAUUCGGACUCGGACUCCCCCUUUAACUACUCAUGGCCUUCCUUCCCCAAAAUGAAGAUUCGGCGGAGGGCGUCCAAGCAAGAUCACUCUUUUGAUGUCUUCAAAAAAUCCAAGCGUUCCCCAGCAUUCUCUGCUACAGGCCAGCUCUCUGACGUGCUGAAUGGUGGUGAUGAAGUUUAUGCCAACUGUAUGGUGAUAGAUCAGGUUGGCGAUUUGGAUAUUAACUACAUUAACAUAGAAGGUAUCACUACAAACACCUGCCCUGAAUCGAUGGGUUCUACUCUGGGACCUCAGAGCUGCAAGCAUAUCCUUGCUGCAGAAACCAGCCAUGGAAAAUACCCGCUAAGUGAGAAGAAGGAAGUGGCCUCAAGUACUGAAGCUCGGCAGUCCUUUGCAUCACCAUCUGGUUCAUAUGCUUCCGAUUUUAAUCUUUCUUUUGGUCUUCAUGGAUUUGAAAAGGAGCAAAGUCACCUAAAGAAAAGAAGUUCCAGCCUCGAUGCCCUGGAUGCCGACAGUGAAGGGGAGGGGCAUUCUGAACAUUCACACGUUUGCUACACUCCAGUGUCUCAGAGUUCCUCAAGAACCGGGAUCCCUAGUGGGGAUGAAUUGGACUCUUUUGAGACCACCCCUGAACCAGAUUUUAGUAUCUCCAGGACCGAGUCCCUUUCUUUAUCAAGUAACCUGCAGUUGAAGGAAUCGUUACUUUCUGGAGUCCGCUCACGUUCUUAUUCCUGCUCAUCGCCCAAAAUUUCUUUAGGAAAAACUCGGUUGGUGCGUGAUUUUACGUUGUGCGGUUCUAGUGAAGAGCAAAGAGCUUACAGCUUACCGGAGCCACCAAGAGACAAAAGAAUUCAGCAAGAAGAAUGGGAUAAAUAUAUUAUACCUGCCAAGUCAGAGUCUGAAAAAUACAAAGUGAGCCGAACUUUCAGCUUUCUCAUGAAUAGGAUGACAAGCCCUCGGAAUAAAUCCAAGACAAAAAGCAAGGACGCCAAAGACAAAGAGAAACUGAGCCGACAUCAGUUUGUCCCUGGAACAUUCUCUGGGGUUCUACAGUGUUUGGUUUGUGAUAAAACGCUCCUGGGGAAGGAGUCAUUCCAGUGUUCCAACUGUAAUGCAAAUGUACACAAGGGCUGUAAAGACGGUGCCGCUCCAUGUACCAAGAAAUUCCAAGAGAAACAUAACAAGAACAAGCUGCAGACCACCCUUGGAAAUUCUUCAUUCCGAGACAUCCCGCAACCUGGUCUCUCCUUGCACCCUUCUUCCUCCAUGCCUAUUGGAUUGCCCACUGGGAGAAAAGAAACUUCAGUGCAGGUGCAUCCAUUGUCCAGAAGUGUUCCAGGCACUACCUUGGAAAGCUUCAGAAGGUCAGGGCUAUCCUUGGAGUCUGAGAGUGACGGGAACAACUGGAGAAGCAGGUCUCAUUCCGAUGAGCUUUUACAGUCUAUGGGCUCUUCUCCUUCCACGGAGUCCUUUUUAAUGGAAGAUGUCGUGGAUUCUUCUCUGUGGAGUGACCUCAGCAGUGAUGCCCAGGAGCUGGAGGCAGAAUCUUGGAGCCUGGUGGUGGAUCCCUCGUUUUGCAGUAAGCAGGGGAAGGAUGUCAUCAAAAGACAGGAUGUCAUUUUUGAGCUGAUGCAAACAGAGAUGCAUCACAUCCAGACCCUGCUCAUCAUGUCCGAGAUCUUCAGGAAAGGGAUGAAGGAGGAGCUCCAGCUUGAUCACAGCACCGUGGAUAAAAUCUUUCCUUGCUUAGAUGAGUUACUUGAAAUCCACAGGCAUUUCUUUUCUAGUAUGAAGGAGCGAAGGCAGGAGUCCUGUGCUGGUGAUGACAGAAAUUUCAUCAUCAAUCGCAUUGGAGAUAUUCUGGUACAACAGUUUUCAGAAGAAAAUGCAAAUAAAAUGAAGAAAGUAUAUGGAGAAUUCUGUAGCCAUCACAAAGAAGCCGUUAGCCUCUUUAAAGAACUCCAACAAAAUAAAAAGUUUCAGAAUUUUAUUAAGCUUCGAAAUAGUAACCUUUUGGCGCGACGCCGAGGAAUCCCAGAAUGCAUUCUGCUAGUCACUCAGCGUAUCACGAAAUACCCUGUCCUGGUGGAAAGGAUUUUGCAGUACACAAAGGAAAGAAGUGAAGAACAUAAAGACUUGUGCAAAGCUCUCUGCUUAAUUAAAGACAUGAUUGCCGCUGUGGAUUUAAAAGUCAGCGAGUAUGAGAAAAACCAAAAAUGGCUUGAGAUCUUGAAUAAGAUCGAAAACAAAACCUACACAAAGCUCAAAAAUGGCCAUGUGUUUAGGAAGCAAGCACUGAUAAGUAAAGAAAGGACUCUGUUAUAUGAUGGCCUUGUUUACUGGAAAACUGCCACAGGUCGUUUCAAAGAUAUCCUGGCUCUCCUCCUAACUGAUGUGCUGCUCUUUUUACAAGAAAAAGACCAGAAAUACAUCUUUGCAGCUGUUGAUCAGAAGCCAUCCGUUAUUUCCCUUCAGAAGCUUAUUGCUAGAGAAGUUGCUAAUGAGGAAAGAGGAAUGUUUCUAAUCAGUGCUUCAUCUGCCGGUCCUGAGAUGUAUGAAAUUCAUACUAACUCCAAGGAGGAACGGAAUAACUGGAUGAGACGCAUCCAACAGGCAGUAGAAAGUUGCCCAGAAGAAGAAGGGGGAAGGACAAGUGAAUCUGAUGAGGAGAGGCGGAAAGCUGAAGCAAGAGUGGCCAGAAUUCAGCAAUGUCAAGAAAUCCUCAGUAACCAAGACCAACAAAUUUGCACCUAUUUGGAGGAGAAGCUGCAUAUCUAUGCUGAGCUCGGAGAAUUGAGUGGACUUGAGGAUGUCCAUCUAGAGCCCCACCUCCUCAUUAAGCCUGACCCAGGAGAGCCUCCCCAGGCAUCCUCAUUAGUGGCAGCGGCACUGAAAGAAGCUGAGAGCCUGCAGGUUGCAGUGAAGGCCUCACAGACGGGCGAUGCAUGCCAGUCAUCCGAGGAAGGUUGCGGAGAAUCUGCCUUGACAGAUACGCUGGGUCCCCCUGACGUGCCAGGAUCUUCUACAGCUUCACUAGUCACAGAAAGGACAGGAGGAAGAGGCUGUUGGGAUGUGGAUCCUGGGACCCAGGGUGUGGGAACCGACCUGGCGGUCUCUGAUGCAGGGGAGAAGGUGGAAUAUAGAAGUUUCCCAGGUGCUUCACAGUCAGAGAUUAUACAAGCGAUACAGAAUUUAACCCGGCUCUUAUAUAGCCUUCAGGCGGCCUUGACCAUUCAGGAUAGCCACAUCCAGGUCCACAAGCUGGCUCUCCGGCAACAGGAGAGCCUCUCCCCAGGCCCGUCUUUUCGAGGGGGCCCGCUCUUUCAGGACCAGGAGAAGUCCCGCCACCUGGAGAAGCAGCGGGAAGAGCUGGCCAACGUCCACAAGCUCCAGUACGAGUUCCAGCAGGAUCAGCGGCGCUGGCACCGCAGGUGCGACCAGCAGCAGCGGGAGCAGGAGGCCAAGGCGAGCCGGCUGCGGGAGCGCGAGAGGGAGUGCCAGUCCCAGGAGGAGCUGCUGCUGAGGAACCGCGGGGAGCUGGACCAGCAGCUCCAGGAGUACCAGCAGAACCUGGAGCGGCUGAGGGAGGGCCAGCGCCUGGUGGAGAGGGAGAGGGAGAGGAUGCGGGUCCAGCAGAGCCUGCUGUGUGGCUGGAAACACAGUCGGCAGAGUAGCCUUCCCGCAGCAUUUUCUCCAGGAAGCACAGAGGUAAUGGAACUUAAUCGAUCUGAGAGUUUGUGUCAUGAAAAUUCAUUCUUCAUUAAUGAAGCUUUAGUACAAAUGUCACUUAACACUUACAACAAAUCGACUCCAUCGGGUGUCCAUCAGGAUGCCACUUAUCCCCAGAAUAUAUCUAAUUCGGAUUUGGUAAGGACUAGUGAAAAUCAAGUAGACCUCCACCUGGACGUUUCUCAGCCCUUGGAUGUCAACCAUGAACUGUGGACAGCUGCUGGGUCCUGUCAUCAGAUACCCCCUCUCCACCAAAGCAGCAAGGAUUCUUGUAAAAAUGAUUUGGACAUCUCCCAGACUGAGUUUCCAGCCUCCCAGGACUCACAUCCACAUGGCUCUCAGCGGCAGACAUUUACGGCUGAAGCAAAGCUAAAUCUUCAGACAUUGACUGGACAAGACCAGGAGACUGGAGAUGACGCUGAAGAAAACAUUGUUUACCUCUAA
Molecule: messenger RNA, 4176 nt
Organism: Puma concolor (puma)
Lineage: Eukaryota; Metazoa; Chordata; Mammalia; Carnivora; Felidae
Gene: ARHGEF28
Product: Rho guanine nucleotide exchange factor 28
Biological process (GO): cell morphogenesis; regulation of Rho protein signal transduction
Molecular function (GO): guanyl-nucleotide exchange factor activity
Source: RefSeq, a predicted model, not a curated record